GAAUCUUUCCUUCUAAUUCGGAAGGUCAAAAUCAUGGAAGCCAUGUUGAAGCUUGCGCUAGGCUUCUCUGUUCUCACCACUCUGUUUCUCACGUCCUCUGCUCAAAACUGCACCAACUACACCUUCAACAGCAGCAGAGUCUUCUCCAGGUGUCGUGAUCUCCCCCACCUGAGCUCUCACCUCCACUGGACCUUCAACCAGUCCACCGGCCAGCUCGAUAUUGCCUACCGGCACGGCGGAAUCAACUCGACCAACAAAUGGGUCGCCUGGGCCCUUAACCCCACCGGCAGUGUGUCCGCCGCCAUGCCCGGAGCUCAAGCUCUGGUAGCCAUACUACAAAAUGGGACCACCAGGGCGUAUACCUCGCCAAUCUCCAGCUAUGCCACCUCGUUACAGGCGGGGAAUCUGAGUUUUCCGGUGUCGGGAUUGGCGGCGACGUAUCAGAACAGGGAGAUUAUCAUAUUCGCUACUCUCACUCUCAAUGGAGGUGCCAGUUCGAUGAUUCAUACUUGGCAGGAAGGAGUGGUCUCUGGCUCUACUCCUCAGGCUCAUUCCAUGAGUUCUGAUAAUACCAACGCCAAGGAGACCUUGAAUCUUGUUUGAUUCAGUUAUUACUUAUGCAUGCCACACACAUAUACAGUAUCUUUGUCCACAUGUCAUUUGAUUAAGAAACCGCCGUGGUCAGGUCUUCAUGGAUGUAAUUUCAUUUUAAUAAAUCCGCUGUUGAAUAUAAAAUCUAGCUAGUUUUGACAUCUUAUAUUAAAGACUGGACUUAGUUACUCAGUAAUGUGAUAAAUGACAUGGGUAUAGAAUAAAGUUGAGAGUUUUAUAUUAA
This is a messenger RNA of Neltuma alba, 835 nucleotides long. Its product is annotated as cytochrome b561 and DOMON domain-containing protein At4g17280-like. The record is from RefSeq and is a predicted model, not a curated record. Lineage: Eukaryota; Viridiplantae; Streptophyta; Magnoliopsida; Fabales; Fabaceae. Bases 34 to 603 code for a protein of 189 amino acids. The transcript has a single exon.